AUGUCGGAAUUUCAGCAGAUGCAAGGAAGUCUCCAUAAAUCUCGAUCUAAGAUCGAGGCUGGAAUCUUCAUUUGGAUCUCCAAACUCAAGCUGCUUCCCUUUUUGCUACUGCUUGUUGCUUUUGCAGAACUUGAACAUGUAAAGGAUGCACAAGGCUUGAAUGGGAAACUAGAAAUUGCUGGUCGGACAAUCAAGGCAUUGAGUAUCAUUUCAAUUUCUCUCCUUGCAGUAAAAAACCUCUCAUAUUUUUCUCCAUUAUUUAUCACUGGGGUGCUAGAGGCCAUUUCUACGGACAUGUUGAUGAACAUAUACAUAUUGGGUUUGAAUCAGCUGUCUGACAUUGAAAUAGAUAAGAAGUGGCAACUCAUGUAUGCUCAAUCAUCUUGUAAGGGAUCUUCAUCAACUUCUCGUCGUCAUGGAUUUAGUGCUGCUCCAUUCUUGCAGAAGACUGGUUUGAUACUUUUUCACAAUGCAAAAUGCCAUUUUUUGCAGGCAUUUGCAUCUUUUUCAAAAUCUAGGGGAUGGCUUGAGCACAGAUAUCGGCAGAACGUAUUCAUCAUCAAAGUUCACUCUGACUCUCAAGACAACAGCAUUCCUCAAGGAAGAGUCCUGAUGAACAAAACAGCUCAGGUUGAGGGAAGAAAUGGAGAGAGGAUAAGAUCAAGGCCACCGAGAUGUGAAAAAAAGUUGUGUCAAUUAAGGUGGUUCCCUUUUUUCUUUCUGACUGAAAGGUGCAGAGCUACUUCUGGAAAGAUGGCUAUAAUUGGAGGAAGAAGAAAGAUGGAAAGGUGGUGGAAGAGGCUCAUGAAAGGUUCAUGGUAUGUGCUGGAUCAUAUUUCUCUGCUUCACGAACUUCAAUAG
Messenger RNA from Fraxinus pennsylvanica, 861 nucleotides. NCBI's taxonomy places the organism in Eukaryota, Viridiplantae, Streptophyta, Magnoliopsida, Lamiales, Oleaceae. The record is from the annotation of a GenBank genome assembly.